AUGGCUGCUCCCAGGGUUUACAGCUCUCGGUGUCUCCAGUGAUUUCUUCCUAAAGCUAUUGCCCCCAAGGAUAUAACAACAUGGCGAAGAGGAUGGGAUCUCUGUGCUGUCCCAGCAACAGAAGGAAGUAGAAGUUAAGGAGAGGAAACUGAUGCAAUGAUGCCAAUACCCUGAACAUUGCCCAGGACUGAUCAGAUUUAGAAUCCACAUCAUCCCUCCACCAGCAUUGGAUGCUACACCACGGUCUCACCCAGACCAGAUUUUCCACCAAGUGCCUUAUAAUUGACAGACACUGCGCACAUGGCAGAUGUUGAGAGGGGAAACCAAAGCGACGUUACAGAAUUCAUCCUCCGCGGGUUCAGGAUCCUCUACCCAUUCCAGAUCGGUCCCUUUGUGCUGGUUCUGCUAACGUAUUUCACCACUGUGGCUGGGAACACCCUGAUCAUUGUCACCAUUCUGGUUGACCGAGGCCUUCACACCCCCAUGUAUUUCUUCCUGGGGAACUUGUCCUUCUUGGAUAUCUGGUACACGUCCAACAUCGUCCCCAAAAUGCUGCAAGGUUUCCUGGCUGAAAAGGGUGUGGUGAUCUCCUUCAGUGGCUGUGUCAUGCAGCUUUAUAUCUUUGGCUCCCAGGCAGCCACUGAGAUCCUCCUGCUAACGGUGAUGGCCUACGAUCGCUACUUGGCAAUAUGCAACCCGCUGCGUUACACGGCCCUCAUGAAUGCGAGGGUGUGCGUCGAGCUGGCUUCCUGCUCUUGGCUGGGUGGCUUCCUCUUCAACCCAGUGAUAAUGGCCUGGAUUUACAGGCUACGUUUCUGUGGCCCUAAUGAAAUCAACCAUUUCUUCUGUGACUUCAUGCCCCUGGUCAAGCUGUCAUGCAGUGACACCCACCUGAUCACCUUAGCAGCAUUCUUACUCUCCUCUACAGCCACCCUGAUCCCCUUCCUGCUAACCCUGACAUCCUACGCAUUCAUCAUCACAGCAAUAGUAAAAAACCCUUCCAGCACUGGGAGGCGGAAGGCCUUCUCCACCUGCACCUCCCACCUUAUCGUGGAUCCUCCUGCCCAGGUACCCCUGGAAAAGAAUAGGACAUAUGGCGACACAUUUCCUGAUAGGGCCAGACAUCAAGGUGGAAUGUGUCGAUGCUUCAUCUGUCCCACUGCCCCUUGUGCAGUAGAAUGCCCUGCACCUUCUCUCGUACGGGCAGACCACACCUAUUCCAAUUAGUGUUCCAGACUUCCCAUUAUAGUGGGCCCGAGAAGGUUGGGUCCCAGUUGUCUAGUACACUGGGAGGAGGGCCUAUUACAUUACUUAUAUAUGACAAUUAGUGGCUGUACCUUGUGGGUCUGUGCCCCCCUUAACCACCGCAGUAUACAUUGCAAAAUUAGCAUACUUAACAAUAGGCCAUUAGCCACAAUAAUCCCCAGUAAUAUUGUCAGCCCUGUCCAUUGUAAUAUAGUCCAGCAUCCGAGCCACCACCAGAAACACUGCUUCACCUCCUCUGACAGGGUUAAAACCCUGUUAAUGCCAUCCUGAAGCGUAUAUUUGAAAUGGCAGUUGCAGAGAUCUGUGCCUGCAGGUUUCGCAGGCUUUUGUCCAUAUCAUGAGUCCACUGACUAUUCACAGAAAAAUGAGGUAUUGUCCAAACCAGCUCGACCACUUGGUAUGGAAUUGGGUAGUAUGCACUGGUUCAGUUGUUCACAGCAAUGAGUUCCACAGAUCCAUUUGUGCACCGAAGUCCCGAUGGCAGCGUAUAAAUCUGCAUAAUUGUGCCAGAGGCUGCUGCACUUGUGUCCCCAAGUGUUGUGUACAUUCCCAAACACCCCAUGCUCCUAAUGGCCUCCAUUUGCAACAGGCCAUUAAUUCUGCCCCUCCAUGGCCAUUGAGGAGGGACACAUUCAAAUAUUGUCUCUGGACAAACAAUUACUUAACUGAAUUAUUGUCCAUUUUACACCAUUCCAUCUUCCCCAUCUAUCUCCCCGUGGCUCCCAGCGAGCUCCUCCCUUUCUCAUUAUUCCCAUAGGGCUCAUGGGGACCAUGUUAGUAGCCAUCCCGUUCCAAGGUACCACAGUAACUAUUACACAGGUGCUAGCCCCAGAGUUGAGCAUUUUGUAUCCCCAUACACACCUCCCCCUCCCAAGUUAGCCCUUUGAAGCCAUCCUCCACCCAUGUCAUGAGGUUUCCUGUCCAUUGAGUUAGCCGCAGGCUCACCUUUGCCACCCUUUUUCAUCCCCUUGCGAUUGCAGACAGCUUUUGUGCCCGUAGCUCAUUGAUUUGCUGCUGCAAUUUCACAUUUUGGCUCAUCAGUUACUUAGUUACCCAACAGUCCCUCAGACUUCAUACACCCAACCCUGUGUUUCCUGCUGCCCACAAAUCCCUUUUCCAGUGACAAUUCCAUGAAUGUCCCCUCACCCCCCAACCCCCAAUUAAAUUGUUGCUUCAACCCUUCU
Messenger RNA from Mauremys reevesii (Reeves's turtle), 2450 nucleotides. RefSeq names its product olfactory receptor 11A1-like. Gene Ontology annotation, cellular component: membrane. The record is from RefSeq and is a predicted model, not a curated record. The transcript has 5 exons. Gene Ontology annotation, biological process: G protein-coupled receptor signaling pathway. Lineage: Eukaryota; Metazoa; Chordata; Testudines; Geoemydidae. Bases 301 to 1227 code for a protein of 308 amino acids. Gene Ontology annotation, molecular function: olfactory receptor activity; G protein-coupled receptor activity.